This is a messenger RNA of Thlaspi arvense, 3906 nucleotides long. NCBI's taxonomy places the organism in Eukaryota, Viridiplantae, Streptophyta, Magnoliopsida, Brassicales, Brassicaceae. The record is from the annotation of a GenBank genome assembly.
CUCCCUCUUGCGUAUUGCUCUAAGCGUUUGAUAUGCUUGACUUUAACAGGUGAACUUCGUCUUUACCCUGUUGCUGUCAAAACACAAAGUGGCGGUAAAAUGGAGCUACAGUUGAACCCUGGAGACUCAGUGAUGGACAUAAGGCAAUUCCUCCUUGAUGCCCCAGAGACGUGUUAUUUCACGUGCUAUGAGUUGUUGCUCCGCAAUAAGGAUGGGGAGACUCACCAUCUGGAGGAUUACAAUGAGAUCUCUGAAGUAGCAGACAUCACAAGUGGCGGUUGCUCCUUGGAAAUGGUUGCAGCUUUCUAUGAUGAUAGAUCAAUCAGGGCUCAUGUUCAUCGUGCUAGAGAUCUCUUGUCGCUUUCGACACUCCAUUCUUCCCUAUCAACAACGCUUGCCUUGCAUGAAGAGUAUAAUUCUGGUUUCUUUUCUGAAACAGACAAACCCGAGCUUGAAUGUCUGGGUUUCAUGGAAGAUGUACCUAGCUCUCUCAGGAAGUUGAUAACUUCUCCAUCGGAAGAGAUCAAGUGUGUGGAGAACAUUGUCUUCUCAUCGUUCAAUCCACCACCAAGCCACAGAAGGCUUGUAGGAGACCUAAUUUAUUUAGAUGUUGUGACGCUGGAAGGAAACAAAUACUGCAUCACGGGUACCACGAAGGCGUUUUAUGUUAAUUCGAGCUCAGGGAAUAUUCUCGAUCCAAGGCCAAGUAAAUCUGGGUUCGAAACAGCUACUCUUAUUGGAUUAUUACAAAAACUUAGCUCUAAGUUUAAAAAAGCUUUCCGCGAGGUCAUGGAAAAGAAAGCCUCGGCACAUCCCUUUGAAAACGUUCAAUCGCUUUUGCCACCACACGCAUGGCUAAGAUCAUAUCCUGUUCCCGAUCACAAGCGUGAUGCAGCAAGAGCCGAAGAAGCACUGACCAUUUCCUAUGGUAGUGAGCUGAUCGGUAUGCAAAGAGAUUGGAACGAAGAGUUGCAAUCUUGCAGGGAGUUCCCUCACACUACUCCUCAGGAGAGAAUCUUACGUGACAGGGCUCUUUACAAAGUGUCGUCGGACUUUGUUGAUGCAGCACUUAACGGAGCAAUCGGUGUAAUCAGCCGAUGUAUACCACCCAUAAAUCCAACUGACCCAGAGUGUUUGCACAUGUAUGUGCACAACAACAUCUUUUUCAGUUUUGCUGUUGAUGCCGACAUCGAACAGCUAUCCAAGAAACGUCCAUCUUCGGUGACUGAAAAAGCUUCCUCAACUGAAAAGGUUCCAUGCACAGAUACAACCUGCGAUGGAGCAGAUCAUAGCAGCUGUAAUGAGGCACCUCUUGUUGAAAAUGAGCAAGCAACGUAUGCCUCUGCAAACAACGACUUGAAAGGGACAAAGUUAUAUCAAGAAGCUGAUGUCUCAGGGUUAUAUAAUCUGGCAAUGGCCAUUAUCGAUUACAGAGGUCAUAGGGUUGUUGCUCAGAGCGUUCUACCAGGCAUCCUUCAAGGGGAUAAAUCAGAUGCGCUUUUGUAUGGUUCAGUCGAUAAUGGCAAGAAAAUAUGCUGGAAUGAGGAUUUUCAUGCUAAGGUGCUAGAGGCUGCAAAGAUUCUUCACAUAAAGGAGCAUGCUGUUAUUGAUGCUUCCGAAAAUGUCUUUAAGUUAGCUGCACCAGUAGAGUGCAAGGGGAUUGUUGGCAGUGAUAACAGGCAUUACCUAUUGGACUUGAUGAGAGUGACGCCUCGUGAUGCCAAUUAUACGGGUCCAGAGUCACGCUUUUGUGUCCUAAGACCAGAACUGAUCACAUCAUUUUGCCAGGCCGAAUCUGUGGAAAAAUCACCAAGUAAAACCAAGGCUGAUGAAGGAACGGAUAUUGUUCCUGAUCCUUCGGAUGUUAGUGUUGAUACUACUAAACCUGUAGAGGAGAACGGAGCUUCUGAGGAAACUGUUACAGAAAAGCAAAAUACCACCGCCCAAGAUUCUGCAGCCGGAUCUUCUGAAAGUUCCAAAUCAUGUGAUGAAAUAGCAUUUAACCCCAAUGUCUUCACUGACUUCACAUUAGGUGGCACACCAGAGGAGAUAGCUGCUGAUGAAGAAAAUGUGAAGAAAGUUAGUUCAUACCUUGUGGAUGUGGUACUUCCAAAACUCAUAGAAGAUCUUUGCUCCCUUGAAGUUUCCCCAAUGGAUGGUCAGACUUUGACUGAAGCACUCCAUGCCCAUGGAAUUAAUGUUCGAUACAUUGGAAAAAUUGCUAAUGGAGUAAAGCACUUGCCUCAUUUGUGGGAUCUUUGUGUAAAUGAGAUAAGUGUCAGAUCCGCCAAGCACAUUGUCAAGGACAUUCUAAGAGAUAUAGAGGAUCACGAUAUUGGAGGAGCAGUCUCACAUUUCCUCAAUUGUUUCUUUGGAAACUAUUUAGCUACUGGGGGAAAAGCAAGCACCAACAGCUUGCAUGCUAAAAAUCAAAAGAAGGAUCAGUUUGUCACCAAGAAGGGUCAAGGAAGAGGGAAAGGAAAAGCUUCUGCAAAGAAAAGUCUAUCAUCGUAUAUGAUGGUUGACUCCAACAUUUUAUGGUCUGACAUUCAGGAAUUUGCCAAAGCCAAGUAUGAGUUUGAUUUGCCUGAGCUGUCAAGAACUACAGCUAAAAAAAUACCUGUUCUCCGUAACCUCUGCCAAAAGGUUGGCAUUAGUGUUGCUGCUCGCAAAUACGACUUUGGGGCCACCUCACCCUUUGAUGCUUCGGAUGUAUUGGAUCUUCGGGCUGUUAUUAAGCAUUCUGUACCUGUAUGCUCUGAGGCUAAAAAUCUCGUUGAGAUGGGGAAGGUCCAACUGGCUGAGGGCAUGCUUAGUGAAUCCUACACGUUUUUUUCGGAGGCGUUUUCAAUACUUCAACAGGUUACUGGUCCAAUGCACAGGGAAGUUGCAAACUGCUGCAGGUACCUGGCCAUGGUUUUGUAUCACGCAGGAGAUAUGGCUGGGGCCAUAAUGCAGCAACACAAGGAAUUAAUCAUAAACGAGCGAUGCCUUGGUUUGGACCAUCCUGAUACUGCUCACAGCUAUGGCAAUAUGGCACUUUUCUACCAUGGACUUAAUCAGACAGAACUUGCUCUACAGAACAUGGGCCGUGCCUUGCUAUUACUUGGCCUUUCAUCUGGCCCAGAUCAUCCAGAUGUUGCAGCUACCUUUAUAAAUGUUGCCAUGAUGUAUCAAGAUAUGGGCAAAAUGGACACAUCUCUACGUUAUCUUCAAGACGCUUUGAAGAAAAAUGAGAGACUUCUUGGCCCUGAACACAUUCAGACUGCAGUAUGUUACCACGCUCUGGCCAUUGCAUGUAACAGUAUGGGUCUGUUCAAGCUCUCACACCAGCAUGAGAAGAAAACCUAUGAAAUACUUGUCAAACAAUUGGGAGAAGAUGAUUCCAGGACAAAAGACUCUCAAAACUGGAUGAAGACGUUUGAGAUGCGUGAGAUUCAGAAAAAUGCACAAAAGCAGAAAGGCAAUUCAGUGAAUGCGGCCAACACGCAAAAGGCUAUCGAUCUCUUGAAGGCACGUCCAGACCUGAUACAGGCGUUCCAAAGUGCAGCAGCAGCUAGUGAGAGGAAUAAUGCAAUGAACACGGGCGUCGAGGGUCAACCUCGGGGCAGAGGUUUUGAUGAAAGAGCGGCACGUGCUGCUGCUGAAGUUAGGAAGAAAGCAGCUGCUAAGGGAUUACUGGUUCGUCCCCAGGGCGGAGUUCCAGUUCAAGCGAUGCCACCGCUUUCUCAACUGAUCAAUUCAGUAACCGCAGAUUCUUCUAAGAAAAGCGGUGAGAACGGAGAAGCGAAGGUAGAAGAGAAGAAAGAAGCCUCUGAGAACGGGAAAACAGCAAACGUGGGUCCUGCAGGAUUAGGUGCUGGUUUAACAUCUUUGGAUAGGAAGAAGCAAAAAGCCAAAAAGUAA